Molecule: messenger RNA, 456 nt
Organism: Penicillium malachiteum
Lineage: Eukaryota; Fungi; Ascomycota; Eurotiomycetes; Eurotiales; Aspergillaceae
Exons: 2
Coding region: 1-456 (151 amino acids)
Source: RefSeq, a predicted model, not a curated record
AUGGCCACUAACAUCAGCACCAUCAUGAUCAUGACGACCAUGACGACCACCACAACCACCAUCAUGACCACCAUAAUCAGUGGUGCGGCCCCGUCCCCUUCAGAUCCCCCCUCCCCGCUUGCCACAACCUCCUCCGGCAUCAAUAACCUGCCCAAAGGCUUUUGGGAUUUGAUGUGCUUGCCAUCUGUGUUGCUGUGGGGAUUGGUGUGGGGAUCGGGUCGGUUACUUCCUUUGGAAGCGGGCCAAGGCGGCGAAGAAGGAGAAGAAGCAGCUCUAAGUCAAAGAACACGAUUCCUCCAACCUUACACAAAGGACCAUGCUGGCAUUACGGCUGCCGCUAUGACGCCGCCACCACCUGCAAUAUCUCCGACCGCGUCACCUUCGAAGACACUGGCAAGAUCCGCCAAGCUCUCCAGCACUACCACUGCGGCCUGCGCUCCUGGUCAUGGGAUAUAG